GAGGGAGGGGGCUGGGCCUGGACCCUGGGUCUGAGGGAGGAAGUGGUUGGGCCCUAGACUCCUAGGUUUCUUGGGGAGGAGGGGGCCGGGGGCCCGGACUCCUGGGUCCUGGCACCCACCCGUAGAACCGACCUUGCGGGGCCUUCGCCGCACACAAGCUCGUGUCUGUGGGUCUGUGUCGGGGGCUCACCAUCGCGGCUGGGACCUCCCGGCCCUCCCCACCCUCCCUGUCCCUCCUUGCCCAUCUGUCCGGUCUGUCCACCUACCGCGCCCCCCGGGCUGAGGUAGGAGGUUGUAUAGUUGAGGAGGACACCCACGGAGAUCACUAUACGGCCUCCUAGCUUUCCCCAGGCUGCGCCCUGCACAGGACGGGGCAGCAGGGACCCCAGGCCUGUACCACUGCCCUGGGGACCUUGGAAGGAGCUGGGAUGUCUGCCCUGUCCAUGUCCCUGCACCUUGUCCUGGCCCUUCCAGUCUCUCCCACCAGGAGGUGGGUUUGCUUCCCCUCUUGCACUCCUGAGUGGUUCCUGGAGGUGCCCCCAUCUCUCUGCAGGUUGUCUCUGGCUCUCUGGCUCUCACACACUCUGGUAUCUCUCCCUGUCUCUGUUUGGUCUUCUUUCUGGCACUCAGUGUCCCUGGGUCUGUCUUCGUCUUUCCCCCAUCCCCAUCCUAGGGUCUAUUGGGGCCACCACACACUGCAUUGCCAGCCUCUGGGUCCCUGAGACCCUUUAACCUGUGAGGACGUCCAGGGUCACAGGUGAGGUUCUUGGGAGCCUAGCGUCUGGACCAACUACAAACCUAGGGACUGCAGGCUGACCCCUGGAACCCUUCCUGGGAGCCUGACAUUUGACCACCAACUGGCCACUGCCCCUCCCCCACUGCAGUGACCUCACAAAGGUCACCAGCUUCUCCUAGGCCUUGAGACCCUCCUAGAUGGCCCCGCUGUCCCUGGUGAGCGCUGUCCUAACUGCCCUGCUGGCCCUGCUGGUCCUCAGGGCAUCCACCUGGGCCUGUCUCCUCUGCUUCACAUCCUAUGCUGAGCGCUUCCGCCUCUGCAAGAUGUGGGCCCGGGGCCCCCAGGUGGAGCAGUGCCAGGAGGCCUUCACGGCUGCCUUCAAGGGCCUCUCCAACGUGGAGAUCAACUACUGGGAGAGAAGCCACCUGCAGGACGCCUUCACCCAGAUGGCCCAUUCCCUCCAGGAAGCGGCGGCCGCCCAGGGGUCCUUUGAGGACGCCUUUCGUGCUGCUGCAGAAGAAAUGAAGAAGGCCAUUCUACAGCUUAAAGAAGUUCAGCCCUGCAUCCCUCCCUGCGGGGUCCAGGAGGUCGCCCGGCGUUUCUUUUGCAACAAGUGCUUCUCCAGUCUAUGCAAACUUCCGCUGGACUGUCCAGGUGAGGGGCUCCAAGUAGCGUUUCGGGAAGUGGUGAGCUGGGCGCCGCGGGACGCGGAAAUGAUCGAGCCCUGGCGGCCCAGCCUGGGCGAGCUGCUGGCCAGGCCCGAGGCUCUGACGCUGGGCAAUCUCUGCAUGCUCGCAGCUGUAGCUGCCCUGGCAUCUGCGAUGGCGACCAUGCUGGUGUGGAUGUUCUUUCGAUGGUACCUCAGUGGCAACUAACAAAGCUAUCUCUUCCUUAUCCUAUUUCAUCCUAAAAUAAAGAAUAUAUUUCGGA
Molecule: messenger RNA, 1666 nt
Organism: Ictidomys tridecemlineatus (thirteen-lined ground squirrel)
Lineage: Eukaryota; Metazoa; Chordata; Mammalia; Rodentia; Sciuridae
Source: RefSeq, a predicted model, not a curated record